GCGGUGCUGGAGGCGGAAGCGGCCGGCUGUCUGCGCCCGGCGCGCAUCUGCUGCCCUCGGAUCUGCUCGUCCCGAGGGCCAGCUAUUUACGGGGCUGGAAAAUUGACCGAGGUCAGCCCCGAAUUGGAGCUCAACUUUAAGAAGAGAGACACCCCAGCAAGACUGGGGAGUCUCCCAACUCCUCACCUCCAUGGGCCAGUCGGCCCUGGCAGGGGGCAGCAGCAGCACCCCUACCCCACAGACCCUGUACCCUGACCUCUCUUGUCCCGAGGGCUUGGAGGAGCUGCUGUCUGCGCCCGCUCCUGACCUGGGGGCCCAACGGCGCCACGGCUGGAACCCCAAGGACUGCUCAGAGAACAUCGAGGUCAAGGAAGGGGGAUUGUGCUUUGAGCGGCGGCCCGUGGCCCAGAGCACUGAUGGGGCCCGGGGUAAGCGAGGCUACUCGAGGGGCCUGCACGCUUGGGAGAUCAGCUGGCCCCCGGAGCAGAGGGGCACCCAUGCCGUGGUGGGCGUGGCCACGGCCUUCGCCCCGCUGCAGGCUGACCACUAUGCGGCGCUGCUGGGCAGCAACAGCGAGUCGUGGGGCUGGGACCUUGGGCGCGGAAAGCUGUACCAUCAGAGCAAGGGGCCAGGGGCCCCCCAGUAUCCAGCCGGCCCUCAGGGUGAACAGUUGGAGGUGCCAGAGAGGCUACUUGUGGUUCUGGACAUGGAGGAGGGAACUCUGGGCUACGCUAUUGGGGGCACCUACUUGGGGCCAGCCUUCCGCGGACUGAAGGGCAGGACCCUCUAUCCGGCAGUAAGCGCUGUCUGGGGCCAGUGCCAGGUUCGCAUCCGCUACCUGGGCGAAAAGAGAGCGGAACCACACUCCCUGCUCCACCUGAGCCGCCUGUGUGUACGCCACUCCCUGGGGGAUACCCGUCUUGGCCAGGUAUCUGCUCUGCCCCUACCCCCUGCCAUGAAGCGCUACCUGCUCUACCAGUGACCCCUGUGCUACCAGACAGUGCAGGGAGGCCUUGCCACCACCCACCCUGUGGAGGAUGGGAAGCCGGGCAUUGCUGGCCUAGACCAGCUACUUAAAACCAGUGAGGCUGGGGGAAGGUGAGGCUGGGCCCCUACCCCAACAUUCCCAACGUUCUGGGGAGCUCAACCAUCCCAGAGGCACCCAGAGGGGGUGGAAGGGAGGGAGCUGUUAUUCAAGGCUGUGGCAGCCUGGUACACAAGACUUUUUUUGAGUAAAAAUAGUAAGAGAUAUGUUGUUAUAGAAACCUGUUCAUGGUAUUAUUUUUUUUACACAAGGGAUAAGGUCCUGUGGCUGCCUCAAAAAGCAAAAAGAGAGGAAAUUGUAUGGACAAGUAUAGCAAAGAAGGACAAACCACAAGGCUUAGUGCCAGAUGUUUAUUUCCCCCACAUGUGGGACAGCGAUACACACAACACACACAGGCGUUGGAAUCAUGGGAGAGGGUAGCACCCCUGGCCUCUGAGGGGAGGACAGGGGUCUCUCUCAGACCCUGGCUUCACAGUGUAAGAGGGGAAGAGAAGUAAGAUUUCUCUCUCCUGCCUUCACUGGGGACUGAGGGGACCCAUGGGCAAGCUCCACACCUUCCAUCUCUCAGCCAAUGAGAAGCCACCUUGGUGACAUGUUUAUUUCCAACCAUGACAGUAAGUGGAGAAGUGAUUGGCCUGGUCCCAGCCAUUACAGGGGAAGGUGUAAACAGUAAAGGAAGGUACACUUUGGAUUAGGCCAUGAGACGGGGCAGGUGACACUAUCAAAAGCAUGUAGGGGGAGGGGGUUGUUGGGCUUCUGGGCUGCCUAGUCCCUGGCUCAGCGGGAAGGGGUAGGGGAGAUGGAUGGGGUUUAUUGUUUGGCAUUGAUGAUGUCCACGAAUUCCGGCUUGAGGGACGCACCACCCACCAGGAAGCCAUCCACAUCAGGCUGGCUUGCCAGCUCCUUGCAGGUGGCCCCGGUCACAGAACCUGGGAAGGAGUGAGAGGGACGGAUCAAGAGAGAGAUGGACACACCCCAUCCCCACUCCAUGUCUGAGGGCUCCAUCUAGUUGUCAGCCCGCCCCACCUCAGGCUGGGGUCAAAUCCACUUACCUCCAUAAAUAAUGCGAGUGCUUUGAGCCACCGCAUCAGAGACAUUAGACUUGAGCCAUCCCCGGAGUUUUUCAUGCACUUCCUGGGCCUAGAACAAGAGCCAGACUAAGUAAAGCCCUUUCUACUUCCCAUUCAAAGGGGAAAAACAUUGGGCACCAGUGGAGAGAGGAAGUGUGAUCUCUGAACACCAGGGCUUUAAUCUCAGCCAGGCCCUGGAAUGGGUGACCUUGGACCAGUCACUCUUCCGCUUUGGACUUGAGGGUUCCUCAUCUUUAACACAAGGGGUACAUAGAUCAACAGGUAGGACUGGAUGAUGGCAGGGCUCCUGGGCUAGGUCACCUGUUGGGGUGUUGCAGUCUUGCCAGUACCAAUGGCCCACACAGGCUCAUAGGCCAAGACAACCUUGCUCCAGUCGGUCACAUUAUCUGCAGGACAAAGAUCACAGAUGGAGGGUGGGUGAAUGCGAAGGAGCUAUCCAGCCACCCUCUCCAGGGUAUGAAAAAUGAUGGUGGCCCACUGCUGCCACCUGGUGGCUAUUACAGGAACCCCAGGUGGCAACUGUACUGUCGGGGAGGGGCAGAAGUCAGGGAGGAUGCAAGACUCUCACCCUCCCCCUUCCUUUCCUGGAUCAGCAUGGGGAUCAAAGUCAGGCUGCAGAGCAUCUGACUCCACCCUCUGCAGCCCACGCUAGGCUCAAAGGUCCCUUCUCCAGAGAUACCUGCGAUGACCUUGGUUUGUUCAAAAACGACCUUCUCCGUGAUGCCAGCUUCCCUCUCAUCUAGCUUCUCCCCAAUGCAGGCGAUUACUCCGAGGCCCUCUGCCAGGGCAUGGGCCACUUUCUGCCCAAUCAGCUGUAGGAGAACAGGCUUGGUGACACAGCCCUCUUGGAAUAAGGCAGCCCGUAUUUCCACUCCUGGUUACUAACCUCAUCUGACUCUCCAAAGAUAUGCCUUCUCUCUGAGUGCCCCAGGACUACCCAGGUGGCUCCACAGUCUUUGAUCAUCCCAGGGCUAAAGGAAGAGAGGAAGCUAUGGCUCAGGAGGGAGCCCACCCUGUGGCUUUCCCCUCAAAUGAAGAAAGUGAGGGCAGGGUCCCCACACACCUCUCUCCUGCUUGCAUCUCACCUGAUCUCCCCCGUAAAGGCCCCAUUAGUCACUUUGUAGCAGUUCUGCGCAGCCACAGCAAUCUUGGGAUCUAGCUUCUGCCGGGCAAAGUCAAUGUAGGCAGUAGGGGGUGCACAGACUACCUCUGUGGAUGAGAUGGAGGCACAUGGGGAUGAGAUCACCAAAAACCUGCAUUCUCCAGACUUCCCAUCCAGUGCUCCAAAGCACUCAGCCUUCAUUCUCUUCCUUAGUUCUGCUUUCCCCCUUUUUCACCCCAGCAAGAUGACCUCUGUCCACUCCCCAGCCUAGGCUGGACCUGCACCCAGCUCCUAAAGCCUUCCGGGUGCCCCUGAAAGGCCAUGACCCUAGCCCUGCCCUUUGCUCCUUUAAUAGCUGUGGCUCCGGUUUCCCUGGGACUAUUCUGGGCAUGGGCACCUCCCGGACUCAGCAUUCUCUGGGGGCCAACUCCGCCUUUCUUCUAAAAUAGCCCAUCCCCACCUCCCCCAGCAAGGCAAGGAUUUUUAGCGAAGGAGAAGGGGCCAAUUCCUGGGGUUCGUAUUGGGGGUCUUUAGAAAAUACACCAGAAGGGAAUACCGCUUUUGAUCAGGCACGUGGUUCUGUGAUUUAGGGGGGUGGCAGGCAGCUGACUAGCUCAUAAAGGCCUUGCGCUUUUCCCUUUCCACGUUGGGGAAUGCCGCAGGAUCGCUCCUCACUCCCAAAUGUCUCAGUCUGUUUGGCACCUGCUCAGCUCUGCCGUGGAAGGCAGGAGCAGCUCAGGCUGCCGAAGUGAAAGGAUCGGAACGGGUGGCUCCGGAACCCAAAGCAGCUUGGCGGCGGGAAGGCCGGCGCGCCCAGCCAGGCGUGGGGAGGAGUCUUGGGCUACGUGCGGCCGCGCACGGAGCCGGAGCCCAGAGGCAGGUAGCCGGGAGCCCGCACGCACGCUCGGCCUCCUCACCCGUACAGGUCGCCAGCCUCUGCCGGUCGCCCUCGGGGGCUCGGGCUACGCUUCUACCCCACGCUCCUGGCUGGUGCAGCCCUAGUCGGCGCCCUGGGGCCAUCUUCCUCCCGGUGACCUAAAUCCUUUCCCGCCCCAGAGUCUGAGGGCACCAUUAAAUGGAGCCCCGCCUUUCCCCUUCGACACACCCCCGCGAAUGCUGCUGCGAGGCCACCACGAUGUAGGAUCGAUGCCCUGACACUCAACGGCCCUUAUACCCCGGCCGGGCAUCCAGGUCCGCUCGGACACCCGUCUCAGGGAGCUCGAGCGAGGGCAGUGCCACGCCCGUCCCCCCUUCCCGGCCCCGGCCUCUCCCUGGUGAGGGCCUACCAGUAUCGGCCGGCACCUUGGCCGCGUUCAGAGUGGUGAUGAGUUCCCCCAGGCCCUUCUUCCGCCCGUUCAUCUUCCAGUUCCCCCCCACGAAGAACUUCCUGGAGGGCGCCAUUGCGCUAGAGUCGAGACACUGAAGGUCAGUACCACGGCGCAGCCGCUGCCACUGCCCGCUUAUAUAGAGCGCGGUGAGGCAGAACCCCGCCUUCUCCUCGUCCUCAGCCAUAGUUAGCCCGGCCCCCUGCCUGGAAGUCCUUCCCCCUGGCCCCUCCUGCCGCCUGCAAGCCCCCGCCCGCCUGCGGGCCGCCCGCUGUUGCAAGGUUCUGACGUUCCCCCUUUCUUGUAGCAACGUUCUAGGAGCGUUGGGGACUUGGUAGCUUUAGUAGCCUCAAUUGCCUGGCAAUAAAGGAAAGGCAAGAACUGUGAGCCCCUGCGCUCAGGGGCACCCAGACCUCAUGACUACAGCUCCCCAGAGGGCCAGAGAAGGCUCUAAAUGGAGCUGGCUGGCAGGCCAGACCAUUCCCACCGCUUAGCCUUAAGCCAAAUUGCUCUCUAGGGCUGAGCUCUGAGGGGCAUGGCUCCAGCUCAGGGAAAGAGUACCCCUUCCCAUAUCAAAGCUACGUCCCUGGCUGAAGAGUAGGCACCCUUGACCUGCCCAGGGAGAUGUGUAGCCCCACAGUUGCUGGGCAAAUAAGGUUCAGAGGUGGAAGGACAGCCCACAUUAGUCACUCUGCAGCCCAGAGAGGCAGAUCAGAAACCUGCAGCCCCUUCUCCGGGAUAUCCCACUCUUUACUCCAGCUGGUCAAGGCCUCACAAGACACUGAAGGGCCGAGAGCCCAGACUGAGUGCCCCCCAGCCACUAGGGACAUUUGGGAAAUAUCCACUCAGCCCCUCCUAUGACUGCUAGGAGGAAGAAGGGCUCUUCACCCCCACCUUUCCUUGCUCUGUGCUCUGUAUUUAGGUCACUCCACUUUCUUGAUCUGACAGGCCCAACUAGUGGUCAGCUCCUUUCUGCUCCUGCCUCCACCGCUUUUCUGCUCCAGGGACCACCCCUGAUCUGUCCCCCUUUCACACCCAAUUUUCCAAGAGCUCUAGGACUAGUGAAAAUUAAAGAGAAAAUUGCCUAUGGAGGAGACAGAGGAAGGGCAAAGGGGCUGGGAGCUUUCUGAAACUGGCCCUCCCACUAGUUCCAGGGAACAGAAGUCCUUCCCAAGGUAUCAAACAGGACACAAGUUAGCCAUUGUAUUUUUAUUCACAUCGUGUAUUUUGGCAUUUUCAGAAAGGACGAGGAAAAGACUGAGGCAGGAGGGUGAAGGGAGGUCCCCAUUUCCCUCAUACCCCUCCUUGCCCAACCACACAUAGAGCAAACACAACGGGGGAGGGGAGGCACAGAUGCUCCCUCCCCUGGAAGAGGAUGCACAAAGCUACACCCACGCACACACACAAAUAAGACCCCCCCCUCUGACACACACA
Loxodonta africana (African savanna elephant) is the source of this 5997-nucleotide messenger RNA. It is a transcript of the gene SPSB2, whose product is annotated as splA/ryanodine receptor domain and SOCS box containing 2. The coding region runs from base 191 to 982 and encodes 263 amino acids. Gene Ontology annotation, biological process: intracellular signal transduction; proteasome-mediated ubiquitin-dependent protein catabolic process; protein ubiquitination. NCBI's taxonomy places the organism in Eukaryota, Metazoa, Chordata, Mammalia, Proboscidea, Elephantidae. Gene Ontology annotation, molecular function: protein binding. The record is from RefSeq and is a predicted model, not a curated record. Gene Ontology annotation, cellular component: SCF ubiquitin ligase complex. The transcript has 3 exons.